This is a messenger RNA of Stylophora pistillata, 12118 nucleotides long. Its product is annotated as protein mono-ADP-ribosyltransferase PARP14. Gene Ontology annotation, molecular function: transcription corepressor activity; RNA binding; NAD+ poly-ADP-ribosyltransferase activity. Gene Ontology annotation, cellular component: cytoplasm; nucleus. The record is from RefSeq and is a predicted model, not a curated record. Gene Ontology annotation, biological process: negative regulation of gene expression; protein poly-ADP-ribosylation. NCBI's taxonomy places the organism in Eukaryota, Metazoa, Cnidaria, Anthozoa, Scleractinia, Pocilloporidae.
UCGCGCUUGCGAGAAGUUUCUGUUACGCACGAUACGGAACAAAUCCGUCUCACAUUUACCUCUCCAAGUGUAGUUACACAUGCCUUCGUGAAAAUGAACGAAGGUCGGAUUUUAUACUUUCGAGCUCUCGCUAGAAAGGUAUCCAAGAACGAAUUAAUGAUAUAUUUCCAAUCACGUAAACAAUCCGGAGGUGGAGAUAUAUGCUCGGUGGAAAUAUAUCGAAGAAAGCGACGUUGCAAAGAGUGUCUUAAGAAGAGCGUCACAUAUUAUAAAUGGGACAAAAGUGGAAGUUUCAUACCAUACAUUCACUGAGGAGUUCCAGUCAGAGGACCAAUCAGUUGAACAGACCCGCGUUAUUAUCGUUCGUGGAAUGUCUCAACAUACAACAGAAGAUACUGUUUUGAAUUACCUUGAGAACUCAAGGCGUUCUGGAGGUGGGUUUGUAGAAGAAGGGAAAAUCGAAGGCAGUGUGGUACGAGUGAGGUUUCAGUCAUCUGAAGUGGCACAACAUGUUGUCGAGCACGAUAAGCAUAUCCUUAACGGUGCUACACUAGAUGUUAGUCUCGAGCUACCUGAGAGGGCUUAAAGUACAAGAAAAACCAUUAAGACAACUGGCCUUGCUGCAAAAAACUACAGAAGACUCGAUUACCAACUACUUUGAGAAUGAGAAGCAUUCUGGGAGUGGAGAGCUGUAAAAAGUGUGUUGGAACAUGGUAAGCACAUCCUCGAUGGAACCACACUAAAUUUCAUGCCCAUCAACACAGCAACUGACUCGCUCGACAAGUAAGAAUGGAAGAAUCAAGAACAAUAGAGGUUACUGGACUUGCUCCGAAAACAACUGGUGAUGCAAUUUUGAACUUUUUUUAAAACAAACUACGCACUGGGGGAGGAGAGAUAGAAAGUAUCGAUUAUACUCCAGACCGAAGAAUUGCUUUUUAUCACCUUCACAGCGGUUGAAACUGCGAAAAGUGUCCUGGAACACGGUGAGCAUACCCUUGAGGGAGCCACACUGACUGUCACAGCACGUAACACUGCAGUUGAAUCAUGCAACGAGGACAAAACACAAGAGCCACGAACAAUUGAGGUGACUGGACUUGCUACGAAAACAACCAAAGACGCUAUUCCGAAUUUCUUCGAGAACAAGCGAGGGAGAGAUAGAGAGCGUCGAUUUUAAUUCAGACCAAGCAAGGGCUGUAAUCACCUUUACCAAAGCCGAAAGCUCUCUUGGGGUCCUCAGAAAAGGAAACCUUACUUACGAUGGAGCGAAACUCACGAUUACCCUCAACCAACCCUCAAGGAAACUACCUGUGGACACAAAAAGACUCUUUGUUAAAGGCCUUAGGGAAAAAACUACCUCAGACGCUCUUCAACCUUACAUGGUAGUAGAAAGUGGAAUAGAUGUCCUGACUGAUUACAAAUCUGAUACAGAGAGAAUUUCCAUAAAACCACUGGAAGGCAAAACCUCAGAAGUGGAGCAACUUCCGGUUUGUCACUGUGUGCAAGUAUCAGGUUUCAACAAUGAAACAACCACUAAGGGUUCUUGUCAUUGGUGAUAUGUGUACUGAAAAGGUUGAUGUUAUCGUCAACUCAACCUCGUUGGAUCUGGAUCUUAGUACGAACGCAGGUGCUAAGACCCUACCUGCUGUUGCUGAUCCCAAGCUACAACAAGAGUGUAACACGAUUGGUAAGGUACGUAGAUACCGGAAGGAUUGCGGUUACGAGCGAAGCAAAUCUGGCGUGUAAGCACGUUUUUCACACUUCAUAUGCCGGAUGGGAGAACGGAGCGGGCGAGAAGGUAAGCACAAAUAUGUGCUUGCAAUGAAAAUAGACGAGGCCCAUGACCAUGCAAACAAAUUCCAACAAGUUCUAAGCGAAAAACAAAACAGGAAUGAUAUUGCAAAACGCCUUCAAACCGUUUCUGAGUUAACAAAUUCACUAUCGCUAAUAUUAUCUGAAAGGUACAAGUAAGGUGAAGAUUACACAUCUCAUCUAUAAAUACUUCAGAAUAUCAUCAAGAAGUGGCUCGAAGAAGCUCAAAGGAGGAGUCUCUUGACUUUCCAUACCUGUAAUUGGGACUAGGAAUCUCAAUUUUCCCCUCGAUCGUGUGGCUGCAGCUUCCUUUCAUGAAGUUUUAUCCUUCAGUAAGAAAUAUCUAAGCAGCUCUUUGAAGGCAGUCCAUUUGGUCGUGUAUGAUAACGAUUCGCAAUCAGUGCAAGCCUUCCAGACGGAACUGAAAAAAAGAGGUGGUGUAGGCCCACUCCCACAGCAGUCGCCAGCUGGAAUAAAGAGACGUCGGGGUCUGCGUAGUGGUAGCACCAAAAGACCCUAUAUCGAUACGCCACAUGCUGAUGUCGAUGUUACCUCGGAGGAAAAGCCUGUAAUUUUGGAUCCCUUACAACCUGAAAUAGGUAUUGACAAUGUUGUCGUUCAAGCUAAGAGUGGUAACAUCACCAAAGAAGUAACCGAUGCAAUUGCAACCCAGUCGAACAGCGAGCUCGAUGUUGCAUUGCGCAAGACGUCUCCUGUUACCAUCGUCAAGAUGGAAAGGGUGCAACACCCUGGGCUGUACCGGCAAUACAUGGUUAGAAGGGACCAGAUGGAACAUAAGAGUAGCAGCAACGAAAAGCUACUUUUCCAUGGAACAGCUGGAGCCAGCCUCCCAACCGUCAGCAAACACGGUUUCAAAAGAAACUACUGCGACAAAAAUGUUGCAAGUAGAGUCUCUGGCAGAGUGCACACCAUAAACGGAACAAAAGUCGAAGUAUCCCUUUAUCCGUUCUCAAGGGACUACCAGUCUCAAAAUGUUUUAGCAAAUCAGGCCCGAGUUGUUGCCAUUCGAGGACUAUCGCAGAGUACAACUGUACCUACUGUUCUGCAUUACUUCGAGGACCCAGAGCAGUCUGGAGGUGGUGCUAUAGAAGAAGCAAAUAUUCACGGAAACUCCGUACUUGUUAAGUUUAAGUCAUCUGAAGUGGCACACCGUGUGGUGAAGCAGCACAGCCACUUCCUCGACGGUGCUACCCUUGAUGUUAAUUUUGAGCUGCUUGAUACUGAAGCCUCAGGAAAAAUCAUCGAGAUAACUGGCCUUUCUACAAACAGUAGUGAAGACUCUGUUUGGAACUAUUUUGAAAACAAGCGUAAUGGAGGUGGAGAAGUAGAGACUGUCGAUUUCCGACCUGCGAGAGGGGUGGCUUUCGUGACAUUUAAGGAUGCUCAUGUUGCAAGAAGUGUGUUGCAACACAGUAAGCAUACACUUGAUGGAGCGACACUGGAUGUCAAAGCACCCACCACAGAAACUUUCCUACCCAAUCUUGCAAUACCGCAGGAGCAACGAGUGAUCGAGGUAACGGGGCUUGCUCUGACAACGACCAAAGAUGCAAUUUGUAACUUCUUUGAGAACAGAAAACGCUCCGGGGGAGGCGAUGUCGAAAGCGUUAAUCAUAUCCAAGACCAAGGAUUUGCUGUUGUAACAUUUGCAACUGCUGACAUUGCAAAAAGUGUCUUAGAACACGGUGCGCUUCUCCUUGACGGAACCAUAUUGAAUGUCAAGGCCAGAAGUGCAGCGACCGAUGUUCCCGGCGGUGGAGAAAUACAAGAACUACGCACAAUUGAGGUCACUGGACUUGCUCCAACAACAACCAAAGACUCCAUUGUGAACUUCUUUGAGAACAGAAAACGCUCCGGGGGAGGAGAUAUAGAGACCAUUGAUCAUACACCCGAGGGAGGAAUUGCAUUUAUAACUUUUGAAACUGCUGAUAGUGCGGAUGGUGUUUUACGACACGGAAAACAUACCCUUGAUGGAGCCAUACUGAACGUUAAAAUCAUCACGAUCAAACAUGACUUAUCCGAUACAGAAACAGACGAGCCACGCACCAUUGAGGUGACUGGACUUGCCGUAACUACGACCGAAGAUGCCAUUAUAAACUUUUUCGAGAACAACAAACGUUCCGGGGGAGGCGAUGUAGAAAGCGUUCAUCUUACUCCAAACCAGGGAAUAGCUGUAGUUACUUUCACAAUGGCCAAAACUGCAAAAUGUGUCCUGGAACGCGAUAAUCUCACCCUUGAUGGGGCCACACUGAGUGUAUCCGUGCAUAACACCAAGAUUGAACCACAGGACGUCGAAGUUACACAACAACCUCGCACCAUUGAAGUGACUGGACUUGCUCCAACAACAACCGAAGAUGCCAUUGUGAACUUCUUCGAAAACAAAAAACGCACCGGAGGAGGAGACGUUGAAAGUGUUGAUUAUAAUCCAGACCGGGGAACUGCUGUAGUUACAUUUACAACAGCUGACAGCGUUGGUGGCGUUUUACGACACGGCGAACAUUCUCUUGAUGGAGCAAUACUGAAUGUCAAAGCGAUCAAGAUGGGAACUGCCACACUCAAAGCAGAAGCAGACGAGUUCCGCACAAUUCAGGUGACUGGGCUUUCUGGCACUACAAGCAAAGAUGCCAUUGUCAACUUUUUCGAGAACAAAAAACGAUCCGGGGGAGGAGAAGUCGAAAGCAUCAGUCACACUCCAGACCAAGGAGUUGCUGUCAUUACAUUCACAACAACUGAGAGCAUGGAUGGUGUUUUACGACACAGGGAACAUACUCUCGAUGGAGCCAUAUUGAAGGUCAAAGCCAUAGAGAUAGGAAGUAACUUACCUGCAGCAGAAACAGACAAGUCACGCACCAUUGAGGUGACUGGACUUGCCACAGCAACGACCAAAGAUGCCAUUAUAAACUUCUUCGAGAACAACAAACGAUCCGGGGGAGGCGACGUCGAAAGCAUCAAUCAUACUCCAGACCAAGGAACUGCUGUCAUUACAUUCACAACUGCUGAAAGUGCGGAUGGAGUUUUGAGACACGGCGAACAUACUCUUGAUGGAGCCAUAUUGAAGGUCAAAGGCAUAAAGAUAGGAAGUAACUUAUCCAUAGCAGAAACGGACAAGUCACGCACCAUUGAGGUGACUGGACUUGCCACAGCAACGACCAAAGACGCCAUUAUAAACUUCUUCGAGAACAACAAACGAUCCGGGGGAGGCGACGUCGAAAGCAUCAAUCAUACUCCAGACCAAGGAACUGCUGUCAUUACAUUCACAACUGCUGAAAGUGCUGAUGGAGUUUUAAGAAGCGGCGAACAUACUCUUGAUGGAGCCAUAUUGAAGGUCAAAGCCAUCAAGAUAGGAAGUAACUCAUGCGCAGCAGAAACAGACGAGUCACGCACCAUUGAAGUGACUGGACUUGCCACAGCAACGACCAAAGAUGCCAUUAUAAACUUCUUCGAGAACAACAAACGAUCCGGGGGAGGUGACAUCGAAAGCAUCAACCAUACUCCAGACCGAGGAACUGCUGUCAUAACAUUCACAACUGUUGAAAGUACGGAUGGAGUUUUAGGACGCGGGGAACAUACUCUCGAUGGAGCCAUAUUGAAGGUCAAAGCCAUAAAGAUAAGGAGUUAUUUACCCGCAGCAGAAACAUACGAGUCACGCACCAUUGAGGUGACUGGACUUGCUGCGACAACAACCAAAGAUGCCAUCGUGAAUUUCUUCGAGAACAACAAACGAUCCGGGGGAGGUGACGUCCAAAGCAUCGAUCAUACUCCAGACCAAGGAACUGCUGUCAUUACUUUCACAAUUGCUGACAGUGCUUUAGAAGUUGUUAACAAAGGAAAUCUCACUCUUGAUGAAGCACAACUGAAAGUCACUCUGAAACAGUCCCGGUGUAAAGUUCAUGUUGACACAAGGAAGCUAAUUGUCAGGGGCCUAGAUAAGAAAACUACAAAAACUACUCUUGGAUGUUACAUGGAGAAAGAAGGUGGGGCCGAGGUCCUGAGUGUCGAUUUGGGAAACGAAGGGUGUGCACUAGUGAGCUUCAGAGAAGCCUAUGAUUAUCAAUUCCUUACAAAGAAAAUUUCCGAAAAGCCGUUGGAUGGAAAAACACUGUCAGUGGAGCAGGUCCCUGUUUGUCAUUGCGUGCAAGUGACAGGGUUGAGUAAAGAAAAAACAACCGAGGACGGAAUUCGUUAUUACUUCGCGAGUGCUAAGAACAAUGGAGGUGAUGUUAGCCAUAUAGACCUCAAUAUCAAAGAAGGGUGGGCGUUGGUUUACUUUGAAGAUCCAGAAGUUGUUUUCAACGUUGUUCGCAAGAGCCAUGUUCUUGACCAAGCAGAGUUAGAUGUUAGAGCAUAUUACCCGUUCCUUGGAAAACCUCAGACGGAUGAACCUGAGGUUGAACUGCUGCGAAACAUUGAUGUGGAUGCACAGAAAGUGCGAUUCAUUCUAGAAAAUUGCAAACCUGAUGUGAUCCAGAUUGAGGACGAGCAUGGAGUUACGAUUGCCUGGAAAGAGGAUCUUAGCAGCGUCGCAAUCACACCCAGUAAUAGGACCUCAGGGAACAAGAAUAGUUUUGAUAAGGCCUGUGAAGCCUUUACAACCUACCUGAAUGAGUUUUCUAGAAGCACUUUAUGCGUUCAUCCAGAGGCCUGGAAUGCUGUGCAGGAAAAAUUCCGGAAAAAUGGAAGUCAUGCGAAGGAAAAAGUAAAAGCCACUUUUAACUCCGAUAAGCACGAAAUCGUUUUGAUGGGGAAGAAGCAAGAGGUGGAGGCUGUUGCUGAAGACUUGGAGAGUUUGAGCUGCGCAAUUGAGAAAAAGAUGAAAAUAGAAGCAUCAAAAACGACCAAAGAAAUCGAUAAGGUUCCAGUCUUGAAGUUACAACUCUUAAGACACCUUGACUUUGAAAAGGAAUUGGAAGCGGAGAUUGAAGAAACGGAGGUGAAGAUAAUUCCGGAGGAGGAAAGAGUUCGCGUUCGGGGGCCUCCCGAUUCCCAUGUCAAGGUAUCUGAAGCGAUAUGGAAAGCAGUUGCCAACGUGAAGGAAUUGAAGCUUGACAUGACACAGAACGCUCUAACUGUGCUCAAGAGUACGGCUACUCAGAAGUUCAUAAAAGACCAUUUUACAGCUAACAAUUUACAAGCCUUCUUAAUCUUUGAUUCAGAGAGUGAGAGAAACCUAGUGAUCAUGGGAAUGAAAACUGAUGUUGUGGAUAAAGCCCGCGAUCUAGUGAAAGAAUUGAUAGUUGAAGACACCCUAAACUUAGAUGAAGAUCACAUUCAGUUCAAGAAAAGUAAAAAGUGGAGCCAACUUAUGGAUGGCCUGACAACAAAGCGACGCGUUCUAAGUCUGUCUUUUGACACCGGCAACAAGAGGGUCUGUCUAGCAGGGUCAAAGGAGGAUGUGUUGUUUGCUUCUGAAGCUGUUAAGCGCUUCCUGGAAGAAAAUACCAUUGUAAAUAGCGAUGUGAGGCUUUCAGCAGGUUGUAGGCGUUUCCUCGUGAGAUACCAAGAACAAGAGCUUCGACGGAUAGAAGAUGAACUGGUGGAGUAUUCUAUCAAAAUAAGGGUUCUGGCGGAUAAAGAUGACGGUCAUGUGGUAGUCUCAGGAACAAUGGACGGAGUCAACCAGGCUACAAAAUUAAUUCGAGAUCUUGCUUCCAAAGUUGAAAACCGAAAGGUCUUUUUUGACAAACCUGGAAUGCGAAAACUGCUCGAUGGAAACAAGGGCAAAAAGAUCCUAACUUUGCUAGAAAAUGAACAUAAAUGCGUUAUUGAGCACGUUGCUACGCAAAACGACAGAUCAAAAGGGCUCACUGAGGAAGAGAAAGAAGCGAGCAGAAAAAAGAGAGAAAGCUUGAGGAGCUUUCGUACCUCAGAGGGAAAAAAGAUUAUGGUAUUUAAGGACAGCAUCUGCGAUCGUGCUGUGGAUGUAAUUGUUAAUGCAGCCAAUUCAAAACUCAAACAUAAGGAUGGUGUCUCAAAAGCCAUUGCUCAAGCAGCGGGAAAAGCCAUGCAGGAUGAAUGUGAUCGUAUCAUCAUCAACCGAGGAGAGAUUUUAGAAGGACAAGUAGUGGAAACCACUGCUGGGAAAUUGCCUUUCAAGAAAGUCAUUCAUGCAGUAGGACCGCGUUGGAGAAAGGAAGCAGCACGACAAAAGUCCUUCGGAAAGAUUCCUCAAGAGGAAAAGUUUUUGCGUUUUGCUGUAACAAAUGCUCUAGAUACUGCGAGUCGAUAUAAUUCAGUGGCAAUUCCAGCCAUUGGCACAGGUGCCUUCGAAUUUCCUCAAGACCUAUGUGCUCGAAUAAUGGUUGAGUCGGCAUUAGAGUUCUACAAAGAGAAUCCAAGCUGCUGUUUGUCGGAGAUACACUUUUCAUGCCCUGAAGAUGAGGUAGCUAAGGCUUUCGUCGAUGUGAUGGACUCUAGAUUUCUUCAGGAUCCCAACUAUGAAACAGCUUCAAGCCCAAAAAAGAGGUCACAGUUCAAAAAGCCUAAAUUCACAAGAAAGCCAAAGACAACUCCUUCCUCGGAAACAAUCUCCUUAGAAAUUCCCAACGGUGUGAAGACACCAGAAGGGUUAAAGGUGGUCCUUGUGACUGGUGAUAUGCGUAAAGAAAAGGUUGAUGUAAUAGUCAAUUCAACGUCGCCAGAGCUAGAUCUAAGUAAGAAUGCAAGUGCUAAGGCCUUGAGUUCGGCUGCUGGUCCCAAGCUUCAAGAAGAGUGUAACAUGAUUGGCAAGGUUGGCAAUGGAGAAGUUGUGGUAACAAGUGGAGCAAAUCUUACCUGUAAGCAUGUAUUUCACACUACAUGCAUUGGAUGGCAAGAUGGGAAAGGCGAAAAGGUACUACGUGACAUUAUUAAAAAGUGUCUCGACGAAGCUCAAAAGAGAGGUGUUUCAAGUAUCGCCAUUCCUGCAAUCGGUACUGGGAACCUUAAAUUUCCCCACGACCGCGUGGCUACUGCUUCCUUUGAUGAGGUUUUUUCCUUCAGCAAGAACAAUCCGAAAAGCACGUUAAAGGAAGUACAUCUGGUCGUGUAUGACAAAGAUUUGGCUUCCGUUCAAGCCUUUCAAACUGAACUUCAAAAUCAAAAGAGAGGUCAGCCUGAAUCCACACCUCCUCCUCUUCCAAAGACAGAAAGCAGACAAAGAAGACGUCAUGGUUUGCGCGGUAUGGGUACCAAAACACUCAAUCCAGAUACCUCUACCAUAAAGCAUGAUGCGGGCGAAAGUAUGUCAGAUAUAUUAGAUCCUAUCAAGCCCGAAAUUAUCAUGGGCAAUGUUUUUGUUCAAGCUGAGAUUGGUGAUAUCACAAAAGAGGAGACCGAUGCAAUAGCGACAUUGUCAAACGAGGAGUUGGAUGUUGCAUAUGGAGGAGGGGUCGGAAAAGCGAUUUUAGAUGCUGGUGGGCAAAUUAUCCAAGCUGAAUGUUCAUCGCUUGGUCCAGUGACGCCAGGUUCUAUUUCUGUGACCGGAGCGGGAAAGCUGCAAGUACGAUACAUUUAUCACAUGGUUCGAGAGAGAAACAGCAAUUCCUCCAUGAAAGAAUGCAUUUUCAAUUGCCUACAAAAAGUGGAUUCAGACGGGUUGACAUCAGUGUCUUUCCCAGCCGUUGGGACAGGUAUCAUUAAAAGCGGGGCUAAGGAAGCUGCAGAGAUCCUUCUUUCAGCCAUUUCCAAGUUUGCUCAAGAGCAUCCAACAUCGCUUGCAAUUAUUCGAAUUGUAAUUUUUCAGCCACAUAUGUUGCAGGCCUACCGAAAUGCAAUGGAAAAGUUUAUCUCGUCCUCAGAGGGCGAGUCUGGCCUCUUAUCCAAGAUUGUCGGUUGGCUUGGCUUUGGAAAGAGUGGCUCUGCAAUAUCAAACCCCACAGAAGCAAGGAAAAUGCUCCGAAAGAGAGGCAUCAGCUUCCUGGAUAUUUUUGCUGCCUCAAAGGAGGAUAUCGACAAAAUUGUUGAAGAAAUUGAACGAGACGUUGCCGACAACUGUAAGAUUAAAACGAUACUUAAUGACGCUAUAAGCAAGCUCUCUACGCAACAAACAAGGAAAAUAGUGGAACUGCAACUUAAUCAUGAUGCAGUAGUUACCAUUGAAGAGGCAGUUGGUCGCAUAAGUAUAAGAGGAGAUGCAGAUGACGUUCUGGAUAUUGCUACUGAAAUUCAUGAAAUCCUCAGCCAGCAGAUAGAGGAAGAGCACGUUCGAGGUGUUGGGGAGCUUCUUUGCCGAAACAUCCAGUGGUACUCGUAUUAUCCAGAUGAUCAUGAAAACCUUGAUCCCUAUGACGCCAGAGAUAACUUGAGGAUAGAGGAAGCCUUUAAUGACGGCAAGGAGUCAGUUAUUGUCGUCAUUGAUGAAAAUAGAUAUGAGAUUGUUUUCAAAGACAUGAUAGAGAGGUGCGUUGAAGAUGGAGAGGAAAGCAUUGUCGUCCGCAAAGUUAUCGGGAAAGGUGUACCCAUUCAAUGGGAAAAGCAACCAACGGAUGACUCCGGAAAAGAGAAAGAGUUCCAUCUUGUGUCGUUGGACCCUGUAACCCAUUCAAAGGAGUACAGAAAAGUAGCAGGCGAACUUGGGAAGACUUCCGCUGUCACCAUCAUCAAGAUUGAGAGAGUGCAGAACCCUACCUUGUACCGCGCUUACAUGGUCAAAAAAGAACAAAUGGAUCGAAAAAAUGGCAGUAACGAGAAAGCUCUAUUCCAUGGCACAGCCGGAGCUAGCUGCUCCUCUAUCAACCAUCACGGUUUCAACAGAAGCUAUUGUGGAAAAAAUGCCACUGUGUAUGGAAAUGGUGUGUACUUUGCUCGAGAUGCUUCAUACUCUACGCAAAAUAAGUAUUCUCCACCAGAUGGAGCAGGAAACCGUUACAUGUAUCUGGCACGUGUCCUAGUAGGUGAAUAUACGACUGGACGACAAGGAAUGAUAACUCCACCACCUAAGGGAGCUGACGCUACAGACGCAUACGAUACCGUUGUGGAUAAGCCCACAGAUCCAACCAUAUUCGUUGUGUUCUAUGAUAACCAAUGUUAUCCCGAUUACUUGAUAACUUUCAAAUAAGGGGGAGAUGUUGUUUGUUAAUUAAGUUGAAUAGUCAUAAUCAACCAAAAUACCUUGCGUGCUUUUAUGCUGUAUCUUCUCUCCAGGUAGAUAAGCGUCUUAGUUGUCUUCAGCUGAAAGUUGCUGAACGUAAGUCCAUGGAUAUCCAUGGGGUGUAGAAAUCCGAUUUCGUUUUGAACUGAUCUCUUCACCGAUUUUUAUUAAUUUCCGAUAUAAUCAAAUUCAUGGGCGAGAAAUCUCGAGAAUCUAAAACUCUUCAAGUUGGAUAUGGAAAGACAUAUUUUCGUUAGGAGAUAUUUUGGUAAGGCUCGUAAGAACUGAUCAAUUUGAUCACGGCACUAUAAUCUAUAGGCCUAUCUACAUAAAACUUACAGUUACUACAUGGGGUAAGUAAAGCCCUGGUUAUCGAAUUGCCCAGAGGAAAUAUUACUCCAGGCCCUGUAAUAAUUGCAUUGGCGAUCUGAGAUAUACACGCCACAAUUUUUAAAAGAUUCCAUCAAUCCUAGGCAAUAGGCGAUCAAUUCAUAUUAAAUUGGCUGCCGCUCAAUUUUAAUGUGUCAAUAUUUUUUAAACUAAUAAGGUGAUGAAAAUACAACUAUUGGUGAAAAACCUGUGAGACAGUUAGGUUGGAACUUCCUUUUCAGGACAACCCUCACCCAGGCGAUCAGAAUGCACAAUCAAAUUUUACUCCGGGUCCAAACCAUUUACUCAAUGACUUCGAGAGAACGCGACGCGAAAGCGGGGAGUUUCUAGAAAGGUAAACCUCUGCAAAAGCUUUCCAUCAGAACCUUUUUAUUAGUACGCGUUGUUCUGGUAAAAAAGAUGUUGGCUAUAUGAACCAUAUUUUUGAAAGAGUGAAAAAAGACAGUAUCGAGUAUGUUAGGACGACGUUUGUUUUUUUAUGAUAUUAUAGUUUGCAGUUAUGCUUUGAUGAAUAGCGUUUAGGGGAGGAAACAUGGCUCUCAUUUACUCCGAUCGUGGUAUGCCGACUUACUUUGUUUAAGAAUGAAAAAUGGUGGAGGUUUCUUUGCACAUUACCUGUUAUAAAGUUUAGCGAUUGAUGUUCAAUAGUUGUAAACGUAUUUAGUGUAGGGUUGUUUAAUGCGAGUACCGUUCUCCGUCUGCGAUAGUUUUUAAGGAGCAAUCCGAAAGCACACGAUUCUGGUGAUGUGGCUAAAUCAACAGAGCGAUAGAAGCCUUUGACAGCUGUAACACAGAUCCUAAACUGCAGCUAAUAGCUUUGAAAAGUUCACAAAC